Athalia rosae (coleseed sawfly) is the source of this 7849-nucleotide messenger RNA. Its product is annotated as POU domain protein 2-like. Gene Ontology annotation, molecular function: DNA-binding transcription factor activity, RNA polymerase II-specific; RNA polymerase II cis-regulatory region sequence-specific DNA binding. Lineage: Eukaryota; Metazoa; Arthropoda; Insecta; Hymenoptera; Athaliidae. The transcript is spliced from 8 exons. The record is from RefSeq and is a predicted model, not a curated record. Bases 1555 to 4101 code for a protein of 848 amino acids. Gene Ontology annotation, biological process: regulation of transcription by RNA polymerase II.
UCGUCGGACCCUCGCCAUCGCCGGCGCGUCGCCGGCCGACGAUGCCCUGCCGUGGGAGCGAGUACCGCCGUAGUGUUGCUGCACACAUGCACGCGAGAGCACCGACUCGCCGGCGAUGGUUGUUCACCGUUGACGUAUCCACCUCCGUCGUCGUACCUCAUUUAUUUAAAAAGGCAGCUCUCGCGCGCGCGCGCGCGCUACAUUUUAUUACGAUUAUACGAUAACGAUAACGUUACAAGGCGCCCCCGCGGGUUAGUGAACGUGACAGAGUCGCGGCGCCAGCACCUGCCUUAAAAACAAAAAUAACGAAAUAUAUAUAUAUAUAUAUAAAUAAUAAUAACACAACAAGAAAACAACAAAACACCUGCAACAAUAUUUUCGGUUACUAUUAACGAAACGAGUUUAUCAACGGUAUCGUAUCGCUGCACGGUGUGUGUCACUGGUCGAUCGUUUUUUUUUUUUUUUGGAUCUUUUUUUUUUUCGCCUCGUUUGUAAUCGUUCGAAAUUCAUCGGUAAAAGUUAUCGGAGUUCUUCGAUCGAAUGAUAGAUCGGGUGCGUAUGUAUUGUACAUGACAACGAUAACGACAAUUGUGGGUGAAUAAUUAAUGAGGUAUUCCGGAGAGGAAAUUUAUUUCGCCAGUGUAUCGAAGGUAGAUUUUUGGUUUACGGGGAGCAUCGCACGCAAUUUGUGAUCUCACGAUAUGGAUAUUCGACGAUAUCGAUGUUACGGUAUUCGUCACGUGUGAUCGUCGCGACGUCAUCGAGUGGUUUACUUUUUGUGUACAGAAAAUAUCACGACAAAAAAGUGUGCAGGUACGAGUGACGGUUCCGUACGCAUAGACAUCCCCAUGGACAAGGUGAAAACCUGCAUUUCACGGAUGAGGGCGCGCUUUUGGAUGACCGCCUACCAAGUGUCCGUUCGAAAAUCAACGAAUUAUCAUCACCCGGUAGAUCGUGCCAGCCGUUGAUUCGGGGGUGGAUUAUAAUACAGUUCAUGUUUAUACUUAUUGUUUGUUUGAUUUUUUGAUUUUUCGUUCUAUCGUUUCUCCUUUUCGGCGUUAAGGAAAUAUUAAAUAUACAUACAGUGCUCCGUUUGUGCGUGUGCGCGUUACGUACAUAUACUUGCGUUUUUCACCCCAUCGCGGAAUUGGCGUGAAUAUAAAAAAAAAAAAAAAAAGUAAUUAGAAAUCACGUGGAUCCACGUCGCUCGAUAGAUCGUUGACACAGUAUUCGGCGGAAGUGGCAGAAUCCGGAUCGUCGUUCGCGGGGGUUCCUGGAUCCGGGGUCGCCGUGGCGGGGGCGGAGAUCCUGUCCCUGCCGGGAGUCGCAUCUGGAGGACCCGGUGGAACGAAAGGAAUAUACGGAGGCGCGGGUUCGCCCGGAGGCGGAGGUGCAGCCUCAGGAGUAACGAGUGCAGGUCUGGCCGGUUUGGACAGCGAGGCGGUGCGCCGUUGGGUUGCGGAGGCGGCGAGAUCGGUACAGAGACAGAUACCGAUACCUCCACCGGUCCUAGUGCCCGCCGUAACCUUCCUAACGUCGUCGAGCGUUGCCUCGAUGACUCAGACGCCGAACAUGCAUCUUCUCGAGAACAACAAUCAGUUGGCCGAGGCGAUGUCCGGGGGCCAAACGACGCAGCACAACAAUCAGCACCAGCAUCAGGGAUCCCUCAAUCAGCAUCACCGCAACGUUCAGCAACAGCAGGGUAGUCCCCAGCAGCAGACUAUGACCGGUGUCAAUAACCCGCAUCACGCCGUACAACAGAAGCAAUCGAGUCCGACGAACAACAACACGAUAGAGGCGUGGAGGUCGGCCCAAGGUGGCGGAAUUCAUCAGUGGUGGAGUCCGCCGGUUUCCGGUAUCGUUCAACAUCAGGAUCAGCUUCCGGCUACUCCGGUGCCCGCCAUGAUGAGGGUCAGAUCGAGAUCCAGGUCCAGAUCGCGUUCGAGAUCCGGAGCACGGGAUCACCAACCGCCGGAUCAGCCGCUGGACUUCUCCGUUGGUUCGCUCCAGCAGCAGAGGGCUGUUAAUUUUCAAGCGGCGAGAGCCCACGUCGCCGCCCAGGCCGCCGUCAGAAUGAUGCACGAAAGACUUCAGGGUAGGGCGAACAUUAGGAAUAACAACAACGGGAAUAACGUUAGGCAGAAAAUAUCAAGCAAUAGCGGUAGCAGCGCGGUUAGCAGGAGGAGCUAUAGUCCCAGCGAAAGAAGCUCCAGCGGAAGCGAAGACGAAGGUGUUUCUACGGGAGGAAGUCCUCCGGGACCUUUGAGAGGCGCUGAAAUCAACGACGUAUGCGGUGACCCGAUGCUCGAACGACCCUACGGUAAAAUUUGGCUGGGAGACAACGACGCGCCAUGGCGUACGGAUAGUUUGUUUAAAAGAACGCCGACGUCGUUGGUACCAACGAGUGGGGGUGGAGCGCCCCCUCACCUGCACCCUAAUUUAUCGCCCCCCAUAGCUGCCCCCGUGACGAGUCCCGACCUCGGUACGUCGGCGACGCUUCAUGCGAAACUCGGCAUCUCACCAGCCAGCGACGCCCUCGGGAGAAUCGAUAAGGAGCCCGAACCAGCAUCCCCGCAAUCCAUAGACGAUGCCGAUCUUCACGGGGAUGUCGACGGACCGGACCUCAGCGGAGAUGACCGGAGCAUCGGUAGCGACAUUCGAGAUGCUCAGGAAUCGGCGAAUCUUGAUCACGAUUCCAUGGACUCCGACCGGGAAGCCCUCAACCUGGUCACGGACGUCUCGCAACGCAACAGCAGCGGAGGUACCAGCGGCAGCGCGUCAUCCCCGAGUUCCGGGGUCAGCAGUCAGCUGACCGGAAGUCACGCGGGUACCAAUGUGAACAAUGGUACCCACGGUGGAAAUUCUCAAGCGGCGUUGGCGGCCCAACUCGUAGGACAGCAACUACUGAUGCACAAUUCCUUCGGGGCGUUAAGCUCGCAAGAAAUUCAAGCGCUCGCUUCAACGCUCCAACAACAACAGCACACGCUUCAACAGCAGCUACAACAAUUCGCUCUUUUUCAACAAGCGAAUCCGGCGGCGGCGGGACAACUUCCGGCACAAGCGCAAUUCUUCUUGAGAAAUCAGGUGCAGCAGGCUGUAGCUCAGGCCGCGCAACAGUUGCAGGCGUUACAAAAGCAGCAAACGUUGCAGAGUUCCGGGGGCAGCGGAGGCGGAGGAGGAGGGGGAGGAGGAGGAGGAGGAGUAACGGGAAGCAGUGUUGAAGGAGGAGGUGGUGGAGGUGGAAGCGUGAGAAGUAUGGGCCAGCAGAGAUCGCCUCCUCCACCGGGAACCCCGCCAGCGGUAAAACCACCCCCGACGAGACUGGAACCGUCGCCCGAAGAAACGACGGACCUCGAAGAGCUUGAACAAUUCGCUAAGACGUUCAAACAGCGGAGAAUAAAGUUGGGUUUUACCCAAGGUGACGUCGGUCUAGCUAUGGGAAAAUUAUACGGGAAUGAUUUUUCGCAAACGACUAUAUCGAGGUUCGAAGCGUUGAAUUUAUCCUUCAAAAAUAUGUGCAAGCUUAAACCUCUACUACAAAAAUGGCUAGAAGACGCUGACAAUUCGCUUAAUAAUCCUAAUUCAUUAUCGAAUCCUUUAACUACACCCGAAGCGAUCGGGAGACGAAGGAAGAAAAGGACGUCCAUUGAAACUAGUGUACGUGUAGCCCUCGAAAAAGCUUUCCUACAAAAUCCUAAACCUACCUCAGAAGAGAUCACCAUGCUAGCCGACAGUCUUGCCAUGGAAAAGGAAGUCGUUCGCGUAUGGUUCUGUAACAGGCGACAAAAGGAGAAGCGGAUAAAUCCACCGACGGCUGCGAUGGGAAGUCCUACCAUGGCGUCUCCGGCACCUUCGGUAUUCGCAUCCCUUGCGGGUUCCAUGUCAGGUAGUCCUUUAGCCCUUACGACCCACGCGACGACACACGUAGGUUCCCACCCCCACCAACAUUCCCAUUCCCAUUCCCUCACCCACUCGCAACACACGACACACGGUCAUUCCACGGGUCACGGGAAUUCAUCCCUUGGAUCGCCCCUGCCGCUUGCUUUGGUUGCUACUGCGGGUGGCAGUUAUCAUACGACCGGUUCAAAGACUCACGAGUGACAUCAGCCCUCCCAGGCGGAGGACGCUCUCUAUAAUUCUCACCAACCCAGAAGUCAACAAUCCGCUCACGUUCACCCUCACCAGAAUCACGUCAACAACAGUCAUCAUCAUCAACAGCAACAACAUCAUCAUCAUCAUCAGCAACAGCAACAGCAACAACGACGCUUGUGCAAUCUCACAGAGUUUUAUCACUAAAUUACUAACUACUACUACUACUACUUACUACUACUUACUACUUACUACUACUACUACUACUACCACUACUACUACUACUACUACUAUUUGCUGAUGCUAUUAACGGACAUGCGACGACGUGUACGACCGAUACAAUCGGUUCGAAAAUUAUUUAAAGUCACACAAGAAGUGCGAGAAACGGGGGAAGUUAAGGAGGAAUGAGAGGAGGAAAAAUGAAGUGUCCAAGACGCGGAUGAGCGGAGCGUUUUAAUGAACGACAUAAGACGGUACAACCUUACAACAUAUUACUACUUAUUUGGUCGACGGUCGUCAGCGGUUAGAGGAAUUUAGAGAUAAAAAAGGUACAGGUAGGGGACUAAACCGAAUUGUGGGGGUAUAGAGCUAGUCCGUUCUUCGUAUUACUAUACAUUUAUUAUUAAUUAUUAAUUAUAAAGACAUACAUAUAUUAUCUAUUAUGUAUUUGAAAGACUUUUCAGAAUUUAGUUGAGGAUACGCAUAUAUACAUAUAGAAAUUUCAUUGUAAAUAUAGUCGUAACAUCAUACACAUGUAGGAAAAAUUUCGCAAUCAAUAUAAUUAAUUAGCGGGAGAAUUAUUAUCAUCACCAUCGUCAUUAUUACUAUUAUUAAUUAUUAUUAUCGUUAUUUUAUAAUAAUUAUAAUUAUUACUAUUAUUAUUAUUGUUGUAGAAGUUUUGAAACCGACAUUCAUUAGGACAUUAAAACAUCGUAACAUGUACAUUAAUUUUCUCGGAUCAGUAAGUAGGACUUGCAGCUGAACCCCAAUUAAAAGAAACAAAAAUGUUAAUAAUAACACAAACGUUCCGAACGAGAAAACAAAAAAUCUUUUCAACGGAUUUUUGUAGUCUUGUUUGUUCUGUGAAAACGUUGUUGACGUAUAGUGAUGAUUUAUACUAUUUAAAAUUAGUUCAUAUAUUUUUUGGGGCUCAGUUCGUAAUUCUUUAUCAAGAAGACUUUUUUGAGGCGAGUUUGAGGAAUAUUUUUUUUUUUUUUUUUUUAACAUGAGACGCAGGCCGUAAUUAUUCGUGCACACAUAAUAGGAUUUGAAACGAAUUGAUUGAAUUUUCCAUCAAAUUCAAUGAGAUUAUUUAAUAGGUAUGAUUUUACAGGAAAAAGUAAUGAUGAAAGUUAUAACCAAAGAUAGAAAAAAGCGAUGAUGCGAUUACAAAAUGAACAAUUUGCAUCUGAAAUCUGUUUUUGAAGUGGGUCAAUGAUUCGAUCAUGUUAAAAUGAGUAUAUUUGUACAUAUAAGUAAGGUUCAUAGUCGUGCAGGUUCCCUUAUAUGAAUGCGUAAUAUAACAUUGCAAACGUUAUAUUGUAAAUUACGGUUGCGAAUCACAAUUAACCAGUUUACGAUUCAGUUUUAGAUAAGGCAUGAGAAACGACAUGAAUAUCAUACCCGAUAUAUGUAACUAUAUACCUAUAAUUGAUUCAUUUAUUUACUCUGACUUUUUUAGUGUCGCGGAUCGGUAAUCGCUAAUAAACACACUCGACGCGAUGCGAUCACGCUAGAUAAGAUAAGAUCACUGUAAAUUUUAUUUUUUCUUUUCCAAUUAGUUUUUUUUCAACUGACUUUGUUAGUUUUUUUUCCGUAGCGCAUGUCUUGAUUGAAAAUAAGUGCGAUUUUUUACAGAGAAAAAUUGCUAACUAGUCACCAGCAAAUAAAUAUCAGUUUAACAUUUAUUUGGUGGUGGGUUCAGUCUGACAAUGAAUACGGAUUUUGAAUAAUAGAGUAACCAAACGGAUGAACGGAAGAAUUGAAUUGGAGAAAAAAAAAAAAAAAAUCAAACGUAAGAAAUAUAUAGAAAAUUUGAAUGAGAAUCUUCUUAUCGCAAUCGCUAAACGUACGUGACGAAUGUUUUUACGUCUUCGCUGUUUCGAGUGUCGCAUAUCUAAUUGUACUUUGAUUAUAAAUAAACUUAUUGUUAGAUAUACAUAUUACGUACUAUACUAAAGGUGCUUACGAUCAUUGCACAUCGUUGAUUUCUCGGUAUUCAUCCUCUGAUUAUUAAUCAUUCAGUAUUCUUAUUGAUCACCGCAUAAUAUUAAUAUGAUAUAUAGAGUUAUGUAUAUUCGAAACUUGACACAGUGACGCAUGGACGAAUAAAAUACGUCACGUACUUUAGAAAGAUAUCUACACAUAUAGCGUGUGGUUUCCAUCGACGUGAGUCGAGAAACCAAAUCGCUAUAAUCAACUGCAUAAUGUGUAAAAAUUUAUUUAUUAUCCGCUACAAUUAACUCAAUUCGGUCGAAUGAUUAAUUGCUUGAUCUACCUAUACGUUGUAAUUUCAUCAACCAUACUAGACCUAUUUCACCGUAUGUAAAUUGAAAAAAAAUAAUUAGAAAAACCAACUAAAUUGAAAUGAACAAAAAUAUUAAUCGUACAUUCGCUAGUCAUCUCAUACAAUAUACGAGAACAAAAAAAUAAUAACAACGAUACAAACUAUAUUAAACAAAAAUCAUCUGUGCACGAAAUAUCGCUGAUUACAAAAGAUUUUUUUCCCUUAAAUAAACUUCAAAUUCGCCUGUACUCAUUCCAAAGUAAUUUAUUUCAAUUUUCCUUAGAAGUUCUCUUCAAUUUUUUUUUUUUUAUCUUCGUAUUCUCUAAUUUAAUUUUAUGUUUCUCUUUAUUUGAAAAAAAUUGGUUGUAUGUUACGAAUGAUAUUGCGGAUAUUUUCGCAUGUACUUUAACUAAAUUAUAAUUUUUGUUUACAGAUAGGUAUGUAUGUAUGUCCGUACAUGUAUAUUACACUGGUCGCGCAAUAUGUAAAUACACGAGUGUGUAUAAUGCAUCAUAUUUAUAUGUAUACGUAUAGUUAUGUACGUAUCAUGUGUUUCUAUAAACGAGAACUACAUAUAUCACAUUAUUACUUUAGGUGUAAGCAUUGAGUAUACAUUAUAUUACAUGAUACAAUUAUGAUAAUCGUAAUAAUAACAAUAAUAACAAAAACAACAACAACAAUAAUAAUAAUAAUAAUAAUAAUAUUACAACACAUGUAUUGUAAAUAGUAGGAUAUUCAAAAUAAUAAUAAUUAUAAUAAUAUAUUAGGAAUAAUAAUUUUCAAUAUCGAUAAUUGAGACGUGAUGUAACGAUCGUCAUCGAGACGUGCGGACAAAAACAUCAAAACAAUUGAAAGAAAAUUUUUAAUCAAAAUUGACAGAAGAACCUAUGGAUAUACAUACAUAUAAUUACAUAUUAUAAUUAUAUAAUAUUAAUUAUUGUAUACAAUGGGAGAUUUUUUAUAGCACAAAAAAAAACGAGAGAAAGAAACAAUGAAAAUCAAUAAAAUCAUGUCGAAUGAUUUAAUAAUGAUAACAUUACAAAUAACAUAAGUAAUAAUAAUAAUAAUAACGAUAAUAAUAUUAAUAAUAAUAACAUAAACAACGGUGUACAUAUAUACGUGCGUGCGUGCGUGAAUCGAAUCGAAGAUGUGGACCAAGUAUAAAUAUGUAAACGCAAAGUAAGAAAAAAACAAAAACAAAAAGUUCCUAAUUAUCGCAUCGGCACUUGACAUGCGUAAUAAUAAUUAAAUAAA